This is a messenger RNA of Thamnophis elegans (Western terrestrial garter snake), 2707 nucleotides long. It is a transcript of the gene DSPP, whose product is annotated as dentin sialophosphoprotein. The transcript is spliced from 2 exons. The record is from RefSeq and is a predicted model, not a curated record. Bases 56 to 2707 code for a protein of 883 amino acids. NCBI's taxonomy places the organism in Eukaryota, Metazoa, Chordata, Lepidosauria, Squamata, Natricidae.
GGACACAGAGAAUAACACUGAAGCUGUAAAUAAUAGCACUACAAAUGGUGCUAACAUGCAUGAUAAGGUUAUGAAUAUACCCAACCGUGAAACCGUCCAUCAAGAUACCAUCCAGACUCCACAGAGAAGUGACGCAGAAGGUAGCAGUGGCCAUGAGGACACCAGUGAAAAUGAGAGCAACAGUGUGUACAGCUUCAGUGAUGAACUGAUGCAAGGGGAUGAACCCAACCAAAGCCAAGAUUCUGAAGGCUCAGAAAACAGCAGCCAGCAAGAUCUCCCCAAUCAGGCUAGUGAUGGGGAAAGCACAUCUUUAGGAGAGGAAGAGGACCAAAACAGUAAUGCCGGCAGUGAGCAAUCAGACAGCAAAGGUCAAGACAAUGAAAGCCAACAGGAAAGCAAUGAAAGUAGCAGGCACCCAGGCGGUGAUGACAGUGACAAUAGUGGCCCAUCUGUCAGCAGCGAAAGUGAGAGUCAACCAGAUAGCAGCCAGAGCCAGUCUGAGAGCAACAGUGAGAAUGACAGUGAGAAUGAGAGCAUCAGCGAAAGCGACAGUAAAACUGAAAGCAGCAUUGACAGUGGCAGUGAAUCCAAGAGCAGCAGUGAGAGUGACAGUGAAUCCGAAAGCAGCAGUGAAAGUGACAGUGAAUCCAAGAGCAACAGUGAGAGCGACAGUGAAUCCAAGAGCAGCAGUGAGAGUGACAGUGAAUCCGAAAGCAGCAGUGAGAGUGACAGUGAAUCCAAGAGCAGCAGUGAGAGUGACAGUGAAUCCGAAAGCAGCAGUGAGAGUGACAGUGAAUCCAAAAGCAGCAGUGAAAGUGACAGUGAAUCCAAGAGCAGCAAUGAAAGUGACAGUGAAUCCAAGAGCAACAGUGAGAGUGACAGUGAAUCCAAGAGCAGCAGUGAGAGUGACAGUGAAUCCAAGAGCAGCAGUGAGAGUGACAGUGAAUCCAAGAGCAGCAGUGAGAGUGACAGUGAAUCCGAAAGCAGCAGUGAGAGUGACAGUGAAUCCAAAAGCAGCAGUGAAAGUGACAGUGAAUCCAAGAGCAGCAAUGAAAGUGACAGUGAAUCCAAGAGCAGCAGUGAAAGUGACAGUGAAUCCAAGAGCAGCAGUGAGAGCGACAGUGAAUCCAAGAGCAGCAGUGAGAGCGACAGUGAAUCCAAAAGCAGCAGUGAGAGCGAUAGUGAAUCCAAGAGUACCAGUGAGAGCGACAGUGAAUCCAAGAGCAGCAGUGAAAGUGACAAUGAAUCCGACAGCAGCAGUGAAUCUGACAGUGAAUCCGACAGUAAAUCUGACAGCAGCAGUGAAAGUGAUAGCAGUAGUAGCAGUGAGAGUGACAGUAAAUCCAAAAGCAGCAGUGAGAGUAAUAGCAGUAGCAGCAGUGAAAGUGAUAGUGAUAGCAGUAGCAGCAGUGAGAAUGACAGUAGCAGCAGUGAGAGUGAAAGCAGCAGCAAUGAGAGUGAAAGCAGUAGCAGUGAGAGUGACAACAAAUCUGAUAGCAGCAGUGAAAGCAGCAGCAGCAGCAGUGAGAAUGAGAGUGAGAGUAGCAGUGAGAAUGAAGAUAACAAUCAAGCAGACAGCAGUGAAAGUGACAGCCAAUCCAACAGUGACAAUGAAAGCGAUUCAGCAAACCAGUCCAGCAGCGACAGUGCUGCAGAUACAACGGAGGAUUCAAAUGAAACUGAAUCUGAAGCAAGUGAAGAUAGUAACAGCAGCUCUCAUUCAAACAGCGCAGCCUCUGACAGUGACUCUCUAAAGUCCAGUGACUCUAGUGAUUCCAGUAGCUCAAGUGACUCCACUGAUUCUAGUGACUCUAGUGAUUCAAGCAGCUCCAGUGACUCCAGUGAUUCAAACAGUUCUAGUGACUCCAGUGAUUCAAGCAGCUCCAGUGACUCCAGUGAUUCAAACAGUUCUAGUAGUUCCAGUGAUUCGAGCAGCUCCAGUGAUUCCAGUGAUUCAAGCAGCUCCAGCGAUUCAAGCAGCUCCAGUGACUCCAGUGAUUCCAAAAGUUCUAGUGAUUCUAGUGACUCAAGCAGCUCCAGUGAUUCAAGCAGCCCCAGUGAUUCAAGCAGCUCCAGCGAUUCCAGUGACUCCAAAAGUUCUAGUGAUUCCAGUGACUCAAGUAGCUCCAGUGAUUCCAGUGAUUCAAGCAGCUCCAGUGAUUCAAGCAGCUCCAGUGACUCCAGUGAUUCCAAAAGUUCUAGUGAUUCCAGUGACUCAAGCAGCUCCAGUGAUUCCAGUGAUUCCAGCAGCUCCAGUGAUUCAAGCAGCUCCAGUGACUCCAGUGAUUCCAAAAGUUCUAGUGAUUCCAGUGACUCAAGCAGCUCCAGUGAUUCCAGUGAUUCCAGCAGCUCCAGUGAUUCAAGCAGCUCCAGUGAUUCCAGUGACUCCAAAAGUUCUAGUGAUUCCAGUGACUCAAGCAGCUCCAGUGCCUCUAGUGAGUCAAGCAGCUCCAGUGCCUCUAGUGAUUCUGGAGAUUCUAGCAGUGAUUCUAGUGACUCUUCUAGCAGCUCCAGUGAUUCCAGCGAUUCCAACAGCUCCAGUGAUUCAAAUGAUUCCAGUGACUCUAGUGAUUCUGGCGAUUCUUCUGAGUCCAGUAGCUCUAGUGAUUCCAACAGCUCCAGUGCUUCUGAUGCCUCAAAUGAUUCUAAUGGCAAUAGCAGCUCCAGUGAUUCUGGCAAUUCUAGUAAUUCCAGCGGUUCAAAAUAA